AUGUUAAACAGAUCUGAGGUGGCGCGAUUGAGACGCAAAGAGACAAGCGCUCAGACUGAUCGUACAUGGAAUUAUCUGUGCACAGCUGGAGGGGAAACACAAGCCACAGAUGACUUCACAUGCAAAGACCGUGUCACGUGUCAAGCUUUACUGGGUCAAGGUAUUUGCGAGUCUGACAUCACGUUUGACGGACUGGCUGGCCUCCAUCAGAGCAUCGUCUUCUGUACCAAGAACACCAACCAUGCCAAGUUUAUUCCAGUUAACAAAUUUACACCGGAACACCUGCCCAAAGAGUAUCGGGAUAAGGACGUCUACGACUGCGUUGAAAGGCUGAUUACCUUGGGUGUCAUUCUCAAGGUUGGGUACACGAGUGAAAACAGACCUCCAGGCUACCCAUUCAGCGAUGUGGCUGGGUCAGAUAUCAUGAAACACCAUAGGAUGGGUAGUGGUAGUGUUUUUAUACCUAAACAUAGACCAAAAGGCAGCUGCUGUCCUUGCCAACGUUGCAGAGACUCUCCUCAGCCAAGUCAGACCUGGCACUUCAUUUGGGUCAGUACUGCUCUUCAUGUAGUCUUUGAUGAUCUGGAGGCGUCUCAGACAGAGGUAGGAUGGCAGUUCAAUGACAUCACCUGCAGAGAAAGUAUCACCUGGAUGCAGGGAAUUCGUUUGGUGAACUUCGAUCUGAAAAGCGAUCGAUGUAUUUUAGAAUGUGUCACCCAUGACACUGAUAUCCAGGACUCUAUCCACAGGGCGAGGUCGUUCCUCAGAAAGAAAGAAAGAGAACUGAAUGAAAAGUACCUCCAGGGAACAUCGAAUGGCCAGCCAGGUUUAGCUGUGAUUAUAUCCCAUCCACACGGCUACCCGAAGCAGGUCAGUCUGGGCACUGAUAUCAGGAGAAACCACAUCAAAGACAAAUGCCCGGGUGUGGAGUGGACAGAGUACGUGUACGAUGCCCCCACCUGCAGGGGCAGCAGUGGCGCGCUAGUCUGGCUGCUGGGUCAGAUGCGGGUGGGUUACCGGGACGGGGAAAUAACAACCCACACGCACAGAGGCUCAUGUGGGGACACCACUAAUAUGAGUGGGUUUGGACUGGAUUGGGUCACACAACAUACAUCAAGCGAUGGUUCGGAAUCCACAUGUAACCUCGCCUCUCUACACGUCUCAUGA
Candidula unifasciata is the source of this 1167-nucleotide messenger RNA. NCBI's taxonomy places the organism in Eukaryota, Metazoa, Mollusca, Gastropoda, Stylommatophora, Geomitridae. The record is from the annotation of a GenBank genome assembly.